UUAAAAAUUAACAUUAUUUAAACUUCUCCCUCCACCUUAAAAUAAAGCCUCCAUUUUUGUUUUGUUUUGGUUUGAUCUUUGAUGUCACUAAUCACUCCCACUUCUUUAGCUUUCCUGUUGGACUAGUGAAAAAGCUUCUAACUUUACCAAAACCCACCAUGGCAAGAACCACAAGAAGCUCAUUAUCUUCCAUUUUCUUGAUCUUUCUCACUGUUUCUUGUGCUCUUGACCCGACCCAUUUCGUAUUGGGUGAAGAUGGGCAACAGCCCAUUAAAAGCAUUGUGGUGUUGGUUCUAGAAAACAGAUCUUUUGAUCACAUGAUUGGAUGGAUGAAGAAAUCUAUCAACCCAUCAAUAAAUGGUGUCACAGGAAGAGAAUGCAACCCAUUUUCAACCAACAUUACCCGGAAACAAGACCAAGAUUCCAUAUGUUUCACUGAUGAUGCAGAGUAUGUGGAUCCGGAUCCGGGUCAUUCAUUUGAGGAUGUUGAAAAACAGGUAUUUGGGUCUAACCAAAUUCCUUCAAUGACUGGUUUUGUUGAACAAGCAUUAUCGUUGUCUCCAAAUCUUUCUAACACAGUUAUGAAAGGCUUCAAGCCUGAAAAUGUGCCAGUUUUUGCUAAACUAGUUCAAGAAUUCGCAGUUUUCGACAGAUGGUUCUCUUCUAUCCCUGGGCCAACUCAGCCCAACAGAAUGUUUGUAUACUCAGCUACUUCUCAUGGGUCAACAAGCCAUGUCAAGAAACAACUAGCAACAGGCUACCCACAAAAAACCAUAUUUGAUUCACUAUAUGAAAAUAAUAAAACUUGGGGAGUAUAUUUUCAAAGCAUACCAACAACUUUGUUUUAUAGAAAUUUGAGAAAGUUGAAGUAUGUAUUCAAGUUUCAUGAAUAUACAACUUUUAAAAAACAUGCUAAAGAUGGAAAGUUACCAAAUUUGAGUGUUAUUGAGCCAAGAUACUUUGAUAUUCCUGGUUCACCAGCUAAUGAUGAUCACCCAUCACAUGAUGUAGCAAAUGGUCAAAAGUUAGUGAAGGAAGUUUAUGAGACAUUAAGAGCAAGCCCACAAUGGAAUCAAAGUCUUUUGGUGAUAACUUAUGAUGAACAUGGUGGGUUCUUUGAUCAUGUCAAGACUCCUUAUGUUAAUGUUCCUAACCCAGAUGGGAACACUGGUCCAGCUCCUUCUUUCUUUAAGUUUGAUAGGUUGGGUGUUAGGGUGCCCACCAUUAUGGUCUCUCCUUGGAUCAAAAAAGGCACUGUGAUUAGUAGCCCAAAGGGACCAACAUCCAGUUCUGAAUAUGAGCAUUCUUCUAUCCCUGCUACUAUAAAGAAGAUGUUCAAUUUGUCAUCCAACUUUUUAACUCAUAGAGAUGCAUGGGCUGGAACCUUUGAGCAUGUGGUUGGUCAGUUGAGCUCUCCAAGAACUGAUUGCCCUGAGGUCCUGCCUGAAGCUGCACCUUUGAGAGAAACCGAGGCAGAUGAAUCAAGAGGCCUGUCUCAGUUUCAAAGCGAAGUGGUUCAGUUAGCUGCUGUGCUUAAUGGUGACCAUUUCUUAAGCAGUUUUCCAGAUGAAAUGAGCAAGAAAAUGAACGUGAAGAAAGCUAAUACAUACGUGAAAGGAGCCGUUUCAAGGUUUAUAACGGCUAGUAAAGAAGCUAUCAACUUGGGUGCGGAUAUAUCUGCCAUUGUUGACAUGAGAUCCUCUCUCACUACCAGAACCGUGGUUCACAAUUAACAAUUGGCAGUCAAGGUUUUACUACAACUAUAUCAAUGUAUCUAUAGUUUUUCCUGGUUUUAAACUAAAAGUUUCGGAGCCAGAUUUUGUUUAGAACAUAUAUGUAAGUAUCAUGUUUCGUUGGUUCAAGUUAAUGAAUGUGCAAAGUUUAACUACA
Erigeron canadensis is the source of this 1890-nucleotide messenger RNA. RefSeq names its product non-specific phospholipase C6. Gene Ontology annotation, molecular function: hydrolase activity, acting on ester bonds. Bases 159 to 1733 code for a protein of 524 amino acids. Gene Ontology annotation, biological process: phospholipid catabolic process. NCBI's taxonomy places the organism in Eukaryota, Viridiplantae, Streptophyta, Magnoliopsida, Asterales, Asteraceae. The transcript is spliced from 3 exons. The record is from RefSeq and is a predicted model, not a curated record.